CAGUCCACUUUUACCGGGGUCCUCCAUCUAGACAUUGCCGCGGUGCAUCCUGGAUCCUUCCUUUCCAUCCAGGCUCGCUUCAGCAAUCAUGGGAAAGUGUCGAGGUCUGCGUACUGCCAGGAAGCUCCGCAACCACCGUCGUGAGCAGAAAUGGCAUGAUAAACAGUACAAGAAGGCCCAUCUGGGCACAGCGCUGAAGGCCAAUCCCUUCGGAGGUGCCUCCCACGCUAAAGGCAUUGUCCUUGAGAAAGUUGGUGUUGAGGCCAAGCAGCCCAACUCUGCCAUCAGAAAAUGUGUGAGAGUCCAGCUCAUCAAGAAUGGCAAGAAGAUCACAGCCUUCGUGCCAAACGAUGGCUGCCUCAACUUCAUUGAGGAGAACGACGAGGUUCUGGUGGCCGGGUUUGGUCGUAAAGGUCACGCCGUCGGUGACAUCCCCGGAGUCCGCUUCAAGGUGGUGAAGGUGGCCAACGUGUCCCUGCUGGCGCUCUACAAAGGCAAGAAGGAGAGGCCCAGGUCAUAGAGGGUCAGACAGAACAGUCAAAUAAACAUGUUUUCAGUGAC
This is a messenger RNA of Sphaeramia orbicularis (orbiculate cardinalfish), 561 nucleotides long. RefSeq names its product ribosomal protein S23 (gene rps23). Gene Ontology annotation, cellular component: ribosome; small ribosomal subunit. The coding region runs from base 89 to 520 and encodes 143 amino acids. The record is from RefSeq and is a predicted model, not a curated record. The transcript has 4 exons. Gene Ontology annotation, molecular function: structural constituent of ribosome. Gene Ontology annotation, biological process: translation. NCBI's taxonomy places the organism in Eukaryota, Metazoa, Chordata, Actinopteri, Kurtiformes, Apogonidae.